Dentiscutata heterogama is the source of this 276-nucleotide messenger RNA. The record is from the annotation of a GenBank genome assembly. NCBI's taxonomy places the organism in Eukaryota, Fungi, Glomeromycota, Glomeromycetes, Diversisporales, Gigasporaceae.
AAGGCAACAACAACGACGUUCAUCUUUUGCCCAACUUGUUGAUGCCGAAGACAAGCAACUUUACUAUCGAUGUAGUGCUUGUAGUUAUAAACAUUUUGCUGAAAAAGAUGAAUGUCUAUGUAAAACGAUUCAACGCCCAUCACGUUUAAUUAAGGCUAUGAUUUCCAAUAAAGAUGUAUUUAAGAGUAUUGAAAAUAUGAAUGAGGAUGGUAAUCUUGAGCAAGAAACAGAUCUUGUUUCUCAGGAUCAAGAAGAAAGUACCACUGGUUGGGAUGA